Messenger RNA from Labeo rohita (rohu), 1518 nucleotides. RefSeq names its product forkhead box A1 (gene foxa1). Bases 163 to 1449 code for a protein of 428 amino acids. The transcript is spliced from 2 exons. Gene Ontology annotation, biological process: anatomical structure morphogenesis; cell differentiation; regulation of transcription by RNA polymerase II. Lineage: Eukaryota; Metazoa; Chordata; Actinopteri; Cypriniformes; Cyprinidae. Gene Ontology annotation, molecular function: RNA polymerase II cis-regulatory region sequence-specific DNA binding; DNA-binding transcription factor activity, RNA polymerase II-specific; protein domain specific binding. The record is from RefSeq and is a predicted model, not a curated record.
UCUCCAGUUCAGUCCCAACAUUUCCUCACUUUACCCAAAGCCGCGCACAACAUCCCACCAGUGACUGCGCGCUGUGCCAGGACGCACACACACACUCACUCACUCACACACACGCUGUGAGUCUGCGAACUGCAUGUGCGCAAGCUGCGGAUUUCCUCCAUAAUGUUGGGCGCAGUGAAAAUGGAAGGACACGAAACUCCAGACUGGAGCAGCUACUAUAAUGAUGCACAAGAGGUCUAUUCUCCCAUGACGAACAGCAGCAUGAACGCUGGGCUAAGCUCUAUGAAUAAUAUGAACAGUUACAUGGGCAUGUCCACCAGUGGAAAUAUGACUUCCAGUUCUUUCAACAUGUCCUACGCGAACCCAGCGCUGAGUGCGGGACUGAGCCCGGGCACCAUGGCCGGGAUGCCCCCGGGCGCCACCGGCGCCAUGAACGGCAUGAGCGGCGGCGUGUCGAGCAUGGGCACCGCGCUCAGCCCGUCCAACCUGAACGCCAUGACGGCUCAGCACAGCUCCAUGAACGCCCUGAACCCGUACUCCAGCAUGAGCCCCACCAUGAGCUCCAUGACAUACGCGCAGCCCAACCUGAACCGGGCCAGGGACAACAAGACUUUCAGGAGAAGUUACCCGCACGCCAAGCCGCCCUACUCGUACAUCUCCCUCAUCACAAUGGCUAUCCAGCAGGCACCCAGCAAAAUGCUUACCUUAAGUGAGAUUUACCAGUGGAUAAUGGACUUGUUCCCCUACUACCGUCAGAACCAGCAAAGGUGGCAGAACUCCAUCAGGCACUCGUUGUCGUUCAACGACUGCUUCGUCAAGGUGUCCAGGUCGCCCGACAAGCCGGGAAAGGGCUCCUACUGGACUCUGCACCCUGAUUCUGGGAAUAUGUUUGAGAAUGGCUGUUACCUGCGAAGACAGAAGCGCUUUAAGUGCGACAAAAAGUUGUCGGACGGAAAGAGGUCAGACGGAAAGCGAGACCAGUCGAGCGGCUCGGGCUCGCCGGCCAGCGACAGCACCAGCAGCAAACCUGCCCACAUGGACUCGAGCUCCAUAACCUCCUCGAACCAGUCAUCCAGUCCUCCCAGUUUGGACCACAGGAGCGGUAGCACCGCCAGCUCUGAACUGAAGAGCACCGGCCCACAGGUGCACCCCGUAUCCACGUCCCUGUCCUCGCUGCACUCGAUGGCCCACGAACCCCAGCUGCACCUCAAAGGAGACCCCCAUUACUCCUUCAACCACCCGUUUUCCAUCAAUAAUUUAAUGUCCUCUUCAGAGCAACAGCAUAAACUGGAAUUGAAAGCGUAUGAACAAGCGUUGCAAUAUUCCUCCUAUGGCUCAGGGAUGUCUUCCAGUUUGCCCAUGGCCGGGAGAGCCAGCAUGGACCCUUCGGCUUUAGAGGCCUCUUACUACCAAGGUGUGUAUUCCAGGCCUGUUCUUAAUACAUCUUAGUCAGUUGACGACGAAAAAAACAAACAAACAAACAAACAAACAAAAAACUUAUUUUAUUUUUUGCAUGCA